AUGCAAUUAGGAGGAUUCGAUGAAAGGACAUCAAUUCAAAUCCUGGAUUUUCGAAUUGAGAGAGAUAUUGAGAGAAAUCAAGAAUUCUCGCUAUUUCUUAGAUUCAUGGACCCAAUUCAAUUCAGCGGGAUUUUUCAUUCAUAUUUUUUUCCAUCAAGAGAGUUUUAUAAAACUCUUGGACUCCCGAAUUUGGAGUAUCCUACUUUCACGCAAUUCACAGGGUUCAACAAGCAAUCGAUAUUUCACGAUCAAAAAAAAUCCCUAUUUGACAAGGCUUCUUCCUAUACCUAUGAAUUCCAUUGGACCCAAAAUGAUACAUUGGAAGAAUCAUCUGAUUCUUCCAAUAUCAAUAGGUUGAUUGUUCCGCUCCUGUAUCUUCCAAAAGGAAAAAAGAUCUCUGAGAGUUCUUUCCUGGAUCCGAAAGAGAGUACUCGGGUUCUCCCAAUAACUAAAAAGUAUAUCAUGCCUGAAUUUAACUGGGGUUCGCGGUGGUGGAGGAACUGGAUAGGAAAAAAGAGCGAUUCUAGUUGUAAGAUAUCUAAUGAAACCAUCGCUGGAAUUGAGAUCUCAUUCAAAGAGAAAGAUAUCAAAUAUCUGGAGUUCCUUUUUGUAUAUUAUAUGGAUGAUCCGAUCCGUAAGGACCAUGAUUGGGAAUUUUUUGAUCGUCUUUCCCCGAGAAAGAGGCGAAACAUAAUCAACUUGAAUUCGGGACAGCUAUUCGAAAUCUUAGUGAAAGACUGGAUUUAUUAUCUCAUGUUUGCUUUUCGUGAAAAAAUACCAAAGGAAGUGGAGGGUUUCUUCAAACAACAAGGGACUGGGUCAAUUAUUCAAUCAAAUGAUAUUGAGCAUGUUUCCCAUCUCUUCUUGAGAAACAAGCGGGCUAUUUCUUUGCAAAAUUGUGCUCAAUUUCAUAUGUUGCAAUUCCGUCAAGAUCUCUUCGUUAGUUGGGGGAAGAGUCCGCACGAAUCGGAUUUUUUGAGGAACAUGUCAAGAGAGAAUUGGAUUUGGUUAGACAAUGUGUGGUUGGGAAACAAGGAUCGGUUUUUUAGCAAGGUACGGAAUGUAUCAUCAAAUCUUCAAUAUGAUUCCACGAGAUCUAGUUUCAUUCAAGUAACGGAUUCUAGCCAAUUGAAAGGAUCUUCUGAUCAAUCCAAGGAUUAUUUCGAUUCCAUUAGGAAUGAGGAUUCGAAAUAUCACACAUUGAUCAAUCAAAGAGAGAUUCAACAACUAAAAGAAAGAUCGAUUCUUUGUUGGGAUCCUUCCUUUCUUCAAACGGAACGAACAGAGAUAGAAUCAGAGCGAUUCCUUAAAAUCCUUUCUGGAUAUUCCUCAAUGUGCCGACUAUUCAUGGAACGUGAGAAGCAGAUGAAUAAUCAUCUGCUUCCGGAAGAAAUCGAAGAAUUUCUUGGGAAUCCUGCAAGAGCCACUCGUUCUUUUUUCUCUGACAGAUGGUCAGAACUUCAUCUGGGUUCGAAUCCUACUGAUAGGUCUACUAGAGAUCAGAAAUUGUUGAAAAAAGAACAAACGAAACAUCUUGCUCUUUCCAGGCGAUCGGAAAAGAAAGAAAUAGUGAAUUUCUUCAAGAUAAUUAUGUACUUACAAAAUACCGUCUCAAUUCAUCCUAUUUCAUCAUAUCGAGGAUGUGAUAUGGUUCCAAAGGGUGAAUUGGACAUUUCUAAUAAGAUUUUAUUCUUGAACAAAAAUCCAUUUUGGGGUUUAUUUCAUUUAUUCCAUGACCGGAACAGGGGGAGAUACACGUUACACCACGAUUUUGAAUCAGAAGAUAUAUUUCAAGAAAUGACAUCUAUUCACUCUAUCAAUAAUCGAGUCGGAUCUGGUGUAUCAUAA
Messenger RNA from Sphenostylis stenocarpa, 1848 nucleotides. The record is from the annotation of a GenBank genome assembly. NCBI's taxonomy places the organism in Eukaryota, Viridiplantae, Streptophyta, Magnoliopsida, Fabales, Fabaceae.